Wasmannia auropunctata (little fire ant) is the source of this 973-nucleotide messenger RNA. Its product is annotated as E3 ubiquitin-protein ligase TRAIP-like. Bases 23 to 673 code for a protein of 216 amino acids. Lineage: Eukaryota; Metazoa; Arthropoda; Insecta; Hymenoptera; Formicidae. The transcript is spliced from 5 exons. Gene Ontology annotation, molecular function: zinc ion binding. The record is from RefSeq and is a predicted model, not a curated record.
CGCUUUCGUUGCCCGUUUUAGAAUGAAAAUCUUCUGUACUAUCUGUCACGAUCUACUGGCACCAACCGAAGACAUUUUUUUCACUCAUUGCGGACAUGUGUUUCAUCAUCGCUGCCUGUUCCAGUGGUUCGAAAGGUCAGAGACUUGUCCACAAUGUCGUGCCAGAACGACAAUAGAUAGAAUCCAUAAGGCCAACUUGCCGGUUUCGAAUAUCAAGAAUGAGAACAAUUUCAAGAAAUGUCAAGUUCUACUGAACGAAAGUAUGAUCAAGUAUUACAUUUCGAAAAAUGCGGUUUUGGAGCAGCAGAAUGCUAGUCUCAGGCUGAAAGUGCAAAAAAUGGAAAGCGAAAUCAGGCAGAAAAAUUCGACUAUUUAUGCCUUACUGGAAGAGGAUAGCUAUUUCAGAAAUGAGCAUCAAAAAUAUAUAGUUCAGAAAAAGGAGUUAUCAGCGAAGGAAAGAGAGGUGAAGCAGUUUCGAGAUGUAUAUAAAGCGCUGUCAGCAAGUACAUUUAAGGAUGUGCAGGAUAUAUUUAGGGAAACGACUGAUCGCAACACUUUAAUUAAAUAUAUUUUUAUUAUGAAAAAGAUAAUGUCUAAGAAAAUGAAGACAAUUAGCCAAAGUCAGCUUUCAAGGCACCACGGUUCCCUAGAAAAAGAGCAGUCUAAAAACUAGUAGACUUUGAAGUACGUUCUGCACAUUACGAAAGAUAAAAUUUAUCUCUACGCCUUACAACAUCGAGUUAAUGAACUGGAAAAGCUACUUUUUAAUCAAAACUAUGUUAUCGAAUCUAGUAGCCGAAAAAAAUUCAUUGAAAAAUUUUUAAUUGUGGUAAAAGUAGAUACUUACAUCCAGGUAAUUAAUUUAAUCCUGGAAUCUGCUGUAAUGGAAUUUAGUUUUGGUACCAACACAAAUUUUUUAUUUUGUUGUAUACAAAUGUGCUAUCUACAAAUACAUUUUGAAAAGAAAAAAUAA